Molecule: messenger RNA, 2784 nt
Organism: Cataglyphis hispanica
Lineage: Eukaryota; Metazoa; Arthropoda; Insecta; Hymenoptera; Formicidae
Product: SET and MYND domain-containing protein 4-like
Exons: 4
Coding region: 330-2357 (675 amino acids)
Molecular function (GO): protein binding
Source: RefSeq, a predicted model, not a curated record
AUACAAUAAAUAUUAGCAACGAAAUUUUGUAAUAAAUUUAUUCUGAUAAUAAGUUCUUUAUUAAGUUGGUGUCAUGCGUAUUUGCAUAUGUACAUUUUAUCGGAACGCAAAAAAAAAAAAAAUAUUUAACACACAAUAACUGUCUUUGUUCGACCUUUUCUAAGUUAAAUUGUUGUAUUGCACAUCUCGAAAGAGGGGACAAAUACAGGAAGGACCAUCAGCCUAAUUUUAGAAUCCGUCACAUUCGGGUCUGUCCAUUCCACGCAGCCACAAGCGGGUUCCGUAGAUGUUACAUUAAAUAUAUAAUUUGUUCCGAUAACAAUUACAGUAUGUCUUUGACGAAGAAGGGAAAUAUCUCGCUCGACGAAUUUCGUCAUGCCGUAUACAGUGAAAUCGUCUCGCAAGAGCCGUUCGCGACUCGAUUCGCGAAAUUGUCCACGUCGGGCGAUAGGCGAGGAAUGAUCGAGAUGCUUAUAGAAAUGCCCCAUGUAGCAGCCCUGAAACUGGGCGCUUCGUAUCAGGGUAAGAACGACACGCAAGCCGCGCGAUUGUACGAGAGAUCACUUAAAGUGAUGGCAACUGAAUCUGAGGAUAAGCAUGCGGAGGAAAUUAGAACGUGUAAUAUUCUCACGAAAGCACUGUUUGCGGCCAGUGCAAACGGUAAAGUAUUUCUAGAUGCGCUUUGCGAGCGUGCCAGGCGUUCCUAUUAUCUGAACGCUUAUGCGAGCUGUCUGCGAUACUGCGAAUGCAUGCUGGCGCUUCCUGCGAGUUUCUAUGACGACUCCGAGGAGAAUGUCAGAUACUUCGUGCAGCGUAGAAAAGAGUGCUUGCAGUUAGAACGAGAGUGCUCCCGGAAAUUGGAGAGAAACGCGUCCAGGAAACGCGGCGGAAGGACGUCUUCUUUCUCUUCGCCCUCAUCCUCUUCUUUGUCGCUUGGGAAACACGCCGUCGUAAUGCCCGCCGUCGAUGGCAAGCCACACGACCGCUUCACGAGUUGUCCGGAUAGCGUCGAGCUGCGUUUCGACCGGGCUAGGGGCCGGCACCUCGUGGCUACAAGAGACAUCAGACCGGGGACUGUACUCAUUGUCGAUCGGCCGUUUUCCUUUAGUACAGAUGCACCGGCUCUCGGCAGGAAUUGCUUGCAUUGCCAUACCACACUUAAAUUAGAAGACAGCGUUAAAAUCCCGUGCCGUAAUUGCCAAACAGUGUCUUUUUGCACCGAAACGUGUCGCAAGAAAGCGUGGGAGAUUUAUCACCAGUACGAGUGCUCGAUACUUGAUUAUUUCUUUGAAAAUUCCUCAAACGACAGAUGCCAAAAAACGUCUCAUCUCUUGUUAGCCUACCGCACGACGGUUAUGCAAGCGUUAUCGUCACAAAGUGCGGAAACGAAAUACGUUUUGAAUCCUGAUUUCUUACAAUAUCAUGCUAGUGGUAAAAGUAUCGAUGAGAACAUCAAUAAAGAAUAUACAAAAUCAGGAUCGAUAGAGACAUACAAUCCUCUUGAUUACCGAACGGUAUUCCAGUUGGAAACCCAUUGCGCCGAUGUGGAACCUAAUGUGAAUCUCAUUCACACGAUUCAGGCGAUCUACCUCGCGAAAUGCUUGAUCUUCGUUCUGAGCAAACUCGAUAUCGUUUGUACGAAGGAAACAUUUAUUCCAUUGGCUGUAGCUAUGCUGCAUCAUUUGCAGGCGAUUAAUUGCAAUGCAUACGAGAUUGUUGAAAAUGUUUACGAGGAAACGACGCGCAUUUGGGAACCCAGAAAUAUCGGUGGCGCGAUUUAUACUACAGUUAGUCUUGUAAAUCAUAGCUGUUAUCCCAAUGUAGUUCGUCAUUCUUACCCCAAUGGAAUAGUUGUGGUCAGAGCAUUGCGCUAUAUCGGCAAAGGUUGCGAGAUACUUGAUUGCUAUGGGCUCCAAUUCCUCAGUGAGAUCAGAUUGACUAGACGCGAACUUUUAUGGAAGAAAUAUCGAUUCUUAUGCGAAUGUGACGCUUGCACGCAAGACUGGAAAUUCCCAUUGCCCGAGACAAUGUAUUACAAGUGUACAUCGUGUUCCGGACCAACAGAUGUCUCGGUGACAAGUACGAAUGUUUCGCAGAAAGUGGCAAAUCAACAAUGUACUAAAUGCCAAAAAAUGAUCGAUCUAAAAAAACUCGAAAAACAACUUCGUAAAUCGAUUCAAAAGAGAUUGAGCGCUGUAGCUAAAAUGUAUCACGGGAAUUACAGAGAUGCAAUCCCUCUGCUAUAUGAGCACGCGUACUUUGUCAAUAAACAUUUGGUUGAACCGAACAUCGAAGGUAUCAAAACAGAACAAUGUAUCGUCCAAUGUUACAAUUCUUUUGGCUCGAUCUCUGUGUAAUAAUCUCCGUUCCUGCUUGUAACACAGUCAUUUAUAGUUUAUUUUAAAAACUACUAUAAAUGAUUAUUAUUUAAGUAUAGUGGUGAAAUAGUUAUUUAAUUUUUUGUUGUCAGUUUUCUGCUUUUUACACAGUUCUGUAAAAAGACACGACGUAUAUAAUUCGCAUAAGAAUAUACUUUCAGCUAUUUUAGAAAAGUUUAUAAACAUAGAAAAACAGAAAAUGUUCACGGCACAAUGUACUUCAUUUUAAAGUGCAUUAUCAUUAACAACGCAAAGCAAUGCAAGAUUAAAUUAAGUGAUAAAGAAGCAUAUAAUUCCGUGUAAAAAAAAAACAUAAAAAAAACAAAAAAAAAAAAAACAAAAAAACAAGAAAAAAAAAUUAUUACGAAAUUAUUUCAUUUUUAUACAAUAAUAAGUCAGAGCAUAU